Plectropomus leopardus (leopard coralgrouper) is the source of this 1741-nucleotide messenger RNA. RefSeq names its product BPI fold containing family C, like (gene bpifcl). Lineage: Eukaryota; Metazoa; Chordata; Actinopteri; Perciformes; Serranidae. Gene Ontology annotation, molecular function: lipid binding. The record is from RefSeq and is a predicted model, not a curated record.
ACCCAGGAAAAUGCUUCUACCUGUGAUAGUGGUGCUCACGCUCACCUCCUCAGCCUGUGGAGAAAAUCCAGCAGUACAAGUCAUCCUGACUAACAAAGGACUUCAGUAUGGAAAGCAUCUAGGUGCAGGAUUGAUUCAGGAGAAGUUGGAUGUUGUUACUCUUCCUGACAUCAGCGGUAAAGUUGGCAUUGGCAUCUUUGGCAGCGUAGACUACACCCUGACAGGCGUCACCAUAACAAAGUGUGACUUUCCAGAGCCGUCUGUUGAGUUCUAUGAGAGCGUCACAGGAUUCAAGAUGUCCAUCUCAGGCCUCAGUGUCGCUCUACGUGGCAGGUGGAUGACACACUUUGGCAUAAUACACGAUGGAGGAUCAUUUGACAUGGCUAUAUUUAGUAUGGAUGUGACCUCUGUGGUGGAGCUGGGGAGAGACCCUGACGGGCAUCUGUCUAUCACCAGUGUCAGCUGUGAUGCUCAGGUUGGAGAUGUGGACAUACAUUUUCACGGCGGAGCCAGUUGGAUGUUCCAGCCUUUUGUGGAGCAUUUCAAGGGACGUAUCAGGGCUAUAAUUGAGGACAAUAUCUGCCCUAAUGUGGAGGAAUACAUUGUAAGCUUGGAGUACCACCUACAGGAUAUGAAAGUUUCCUUCAAUGUGGAUGAAGACUUUGCUUUUGACCUCCCUCUCACCAGUGCACCAAUCAUUGAUGCCUCAUGUAUGAAUUUGGGUCUUAAGGGAGAAUUCUACAAUAUCAAAACUCACGCAGAGCCUCCUUUUGAGGCCCAGCCUUUCACCGUGCCUGAGCAGCCGGGCUACAUGCUGUCAGUGGGUCUGUCCGAAUUCACUCUCAACUCUGCCGCAUAUGGACUCUACUCAGCUGGACUGCUUCAGGCCAUCAUCAAUGACAGCAUGAUACCUCCGUAUAUUCCUGUGCACCUAAACACCAGCUCAAUGGGGCCUUUCAUUCCUCAGCUUCCCAAAAUGUAUCCAGAUCUGUUGAUGAAUCUGCAGAUUUAUGCCAGAGAGGUACCGAUGUUUUCUUUCCACCCCAAUGUGGUUAAACUGGACUUUCAGGGCGCUGCUAAGGCUUUCGCCAUCCAGCCGAAUGGUACCCAGAUCCCACUGUUCAGCCUCAGUGUUGACUCUAAAUUCAGCAGUAAAGUGUGGAUUGCUGGUGGAAGACUGAAGGGCUCCAUGGCACAGGACAAUUUUACACUGACACUGGUGGCGAGUGAAGUGGGGCCCGUUAAGGUUGAUAGUUUGGAAAACUUAAUGAUGUUGGGAAUGAAAGUAGUCUUGGCAAAAGUGAACAUGGAACUGGGCAAAGGUAUUGUUUUACCCAGAACGAGACACGCCGAACUAGUCAACACAGUACUGGCAGUGGAAGAGGGAUUUAUAGCCGUCUCUUCAGAUGCUCAGGUGUUGCUAAGAGACAGUGGCUUCAAUUGACAAACAAACAUGGACGCUCUUCAUCUCAGGUUCUUCAGCUUUAAACCCACAAACAACCUGGAUUUGUCUACAUCAGACACCACACGAUAAGUCUUGAUUGUGGACUGUAAACGAUUGGCAAACCUUGCUACAAUACAUAAUGUCAAAUCAACAUUAUGCUUGCAGUUCAUCCGUUUAUAUGCUUAUAAAGUGGGAUUCAGCAUCAAACUGCAUCAAUAUACAAUACUGUGUUGAAAUUAUUUGCAAGAGUGCUUUGCAGCUGUUUUGUUCAUAUAAAAAUAAAACUUAAAAAUCUCA